UUUUGCGCAGUUAUUUUGCCUACGGUUCUUUUGCCCACGGUCUUUUUGCACACAGUUGGAUAAAGCACACCUACAUAUUCAUAAGUAAUAAUAUAUUCAUUGUUACAAGUUCGAUCUCUUGCGUCACAAAUAAUCUUUUGCUUCUUUUUUAUUGCCGCAUAAAGGUUAGAUCAUGACUGGCAGCUGAGAUCGUCAUUAUGAUGUUAAAUGUGGCAAUUAAAUUUCAGUUGUAAGAUGUGGUCAUCUAAUAUUUAGUUGUGAUAGCUAAACAUUUUGCAGCUGUGCCUAUCGUAUUAAGUGCGACAGCAACCCGUUUGCUGUGGUUUAGAAAUUUAUAGUUACGGUAGCAAAAUAUUUUAAAUAUUUUUAGCGAACCGAUUAGCUUACCACGAUAGCAAAAUUAUUUUUUAGUGCCAGCGCUGCACGUAGGUAGGUUCGCCGAUGAGUACUGACUAUCGGAUAGCCAGUCAAACAGAAACGUUCUCAACGAAGACUCGGUUGGAGGUAGGUCGUGCAUUCUUCGCGCGUUCUCACGAUUCCAGGUGCGAUGUCAUGGAUAAAUGACAACACCCUGAACUGGUUUCAAUCCCUGGUUUUAAGGAUUGUCAAGACCGGUCAGAUACCUGGACACGUGGCGUUAAUCAUGGACGGAAACAGACGUUACUCGAAUAAACAGAAUUUGAGAAAAGUGGAGGGAACCUUGAGAGGGUUUAUAAAAAUGACCGAGACGUUGAAUUGGUGCAUGCAUCUCGGCAUUACGGAGAUUACGGUCUAUGCUUAUAGCAUAGAGAACUUUCAACGCAGCAAGGAGGAAGUUGAUAUAUUCAUAGAUUUUGUCAAGCAGGGAUUCAAGUGUCUCUUAGAGGAAAGGGAAAAACUGCAGAAGGCUGGAGUGUGCAUUCGCGUGAUUGGCAAUUUGUCCUUUCUCCCAAAAGAUAUGUGCAAGUUGAUCGCCGAAGCUAUUGUGAUCACUAAGGAUAACAACAAAAUAAUUUUUAAUCUUGCUCUUUCUUAUACAUCAAGGGAUGAAGUUACUAGUGCAAUUAGGGAUAUAGGAAGAGGUGUAAAGCGUGGUGAAAUUCUGCCAGAAGAUGUUGAUGAAGACCUGAUUAACGACUGUUUGUACUUUUACAAAUCUCCAAAUCCGGAUUUAUUAAUUCGUACUUCUGGAGAGACUCGACUUAGCGAUUUCCUUAUGUGGCAAAUUGCUGACUCCUGCAUCUACUUCACCGAUGUACUGUGGCCUGAAUUUAGUAUAUGGAAUUUUCUUGCUGCAAUCUUUUAUUAUCAGAGAUGUUUUCCUGACUUGCAAAAAAAAAGGAAUACGACACCGAUCGUGCGUAACAGUAGAGUAUCCAUGUUUAUUGAUAAGUUGCAUCGCGAACGCGAUAUUAUGAUUGAAAAUAUGUAUCUAUCUGAUCUAUCAACCGUUUCUAGAAACAAAUAAACGCUAUUCCAGUAAAUAUAAGUAUCAGUGAGAUAUGAUGAAAACGUAUUGCAUUGUAUCUUGCUUUGAGCUAACUGUUCAUUGCAAUAUAAUUAAUUUGUUUGUCUCGAGUUUUAUUCUAUCUCGUGAAUAUAUUUUUCGCAAUACAUUUUCUCUAAUUAGAA
This is a messenger RNA of Vollenhovia emeryi, 1611 nucleotides long. Its product is annotated as dehydrodolichyl diphosphate syntase complex subunit Dhdds-like. Gene Ontology annotation, cellular component: dehydrodolichyl diphosphate synthase complex; endoplasmic reticulum. Gene Ontology annotation, molecular function: ditrans,polycis-polyprenyl diphosphate synthase [(2E,6E)-farnesyl diphosphate specific] activity. The record is from RefSeq and is a predicted model, not a curated record. The transcript is spliced from 5 exons. Gene Ontology annotation, biological process: polyprenol biosynthetic process. Lineage: Eukaryota; Metazoa; Arthropoda; Insecta; Hymenoptera; Formicidae. The coding region runs from base 548 to 1447 and encodes 299 amino acids.